Messenger RNA from Chaetomium globosum CBS 148.51, 1902 nucleotides. RefSeq lists its product as uncharacterized. The record is from RefSeq and is a predicted model, not a curated record. Lineage: Eukaryota; Fungi; Ascomycota; Sordariomycetes; Sordariales; Chaetomiaceae. Bases 1 to 1902 code for a protein of 633 amino acids. The transcript has a single exon.
AUGUCAAUGUUCCGCUUUUGGGCAUCCGACUCGAGAGGAAGCGGCGAAACCGUAGAUGGACACCGCCAGCUUCUUGAUUGUGGCGACUCUAUUGCGCACGGCGAUUCAGGACUUACCACCCCUAUCUCCCCUAAGAGACGGCGCCCAAGCUUUGCCAACAGGGUCGUCUGCGCUUAUCCACCGGCCAAGCGCGUCAAGACGGAGCAGGAUGGUGACUUGCCCUCCCCUGUUUCGGCAUCGGCCGAGGGUGACGACCCAGGCGCGUUGUACGAGUCGAGCAUGCCGCCCGACCUCGAUGCGGCGAAGGAAGCCAUUCAGAUGCAGUUUGGACUCGAGAUACUCCUGAAACAUGAUGAACUCCGGCUCAUCAACCAGGAAAUAGCCAAGUGCCAGGUUGCGCUUGAGCAACUGAGGCGUUGUCACCUCAUCCCGUACCCCCUCCAGUGCCCCACGCCCAGCCAGAUGGUGCAAAUCAGCAACGGCAACGGACCGGCCUUGGGGUCAACAAAGCGUGGCGAGCCCGUGCCGAAAUGGGCGCCGCCCUUCGGUGUCGUUGAAGGGCCGUACGCGCGUCAUUAUGCUAAGUGGCUGAUUCCUGAUCCCGUGUUUGAUGGUGUCCAGUGUGAGCCCCAAGGAUUGAUGGAUCCGGGGCGUGCGAAACACACCGCGGAAGGUAGGACGACGAGAAGCAGCGUGUCGGAUGCUGUAGGGCCUGGUAAACAGCGGCCGGUCCGCGGCACCGCAGGCCAGAGGUUACAGGCGCUAUCCAGUGGAUACCCGCAACCGAAGGACAAGAGCACGCCCUGCACCAUCACGAAAGCCGAUGGCGUCGUAGUCAAGCUCAUCUGCAUCGACUGCCGGAGAUGGGACUUUAAUAGCACCCAAGGUUUCAUCAACCACUGCCGCAUUGCGCAUCACAGAGAUUUCAAAAGCCACGAGGAGGCCGCAAUCGCCUCGGGCCAUCCUGUCGAGGUUGACGAACGGGGCGCCAUCGUUGGUGAUGACCACAAGCCUCCUGCUCCCGUGCCCUCCGGGCUAGUGCAUCCCCUAGCGGGCUCCGAGUCGACACCGGAGCCCCAAGCAUACACUGCUCUUCUCACUCGUAUCAAGGCGUCCGUUGCACUUUACAAGGCAGGGAACCUGCCGGGCGUGAACAGCAUACCUGGGCUUUCAAGCUUGCCCCGCGAUUCGACUGGCGCGUCUUCGCAAAACCUUGUCGGGUCUUCGGACGCUCCAUAUCUGUCGCGACUGAUGCAGAAGAAGAAGAUGGGAGGAAACCUGAAGCAGCAGGUGAUGGAAGCGAAGACCAAGCUGGAUUGGAACUGGCCUUCAGUUGAUGUGGAUUCGGAAACGGACGAGGCACCCGCAACCGAGGGCAGCGUGGCCCGAGACCAACCCUUGGCUUCGGUCGUACGCACGCCUGCUGUGAUGAGGAUGCCUUCUAGGGCUGCUGUGUCGCCCUCUCACCCGCCAGCUGCAUAUCGCGCCGCUAGCAACAAGGGUCUCCGCACGAAAACCCAUGGCACCGAUCCCGAGUCCCCUAAUAUCCCAGAAACCCCGAUGUACGAUGAAGAGAUGGGUGUGGAUCUUAGUCCAAACACCGUGAUUAGCAACCAUGCGCCAUCUUUGGUUAGUGACGACGGGGAGUAUGACGACUCCGAUGAUGGUUCGGCUUCGGAGACGAGUGACGCUAUGGAGACGGAAUCUGUUUCUGACGUCGCCGAGAUCAACAUCAACGACGAUGGUGACGCCCGGGAAGCCUCGCCCCCGCCUGUUUCUCGCCGUCGUGGAUCUACCAGCAAGGCGGCUAAGCUGAAGAAAGAUGAGACCAGGCACGUUACUUUUGUGCGCCCAACCCCCGUGCCGAAGAACAACAACAAGGGCAAACGCAAGAAGAUUUAA